GACCUUGUGCAGUGUGUGUGAGUGUGUAGCAGUGUGUAUGUGUGUGGAGAAACGGCAGUGUUUAGUAGACGUGCACUGUUCCUGGCUUCACGCGCUCUCGGUUCCAAGGCGGCGGAGCGUCUCGCGCAGCUUUGAGCAGGGAAAUUAAACACCGUUGACCGGAGUGUGUGUGUUUCUACCACAGAGACAGAAAUGAGUUGGGGAACGGAUCUUUGGGACCAGUUUGAGAACCUCGACAAGCACACUCAGUGGGGCAUCGACUUCCUGGAGCGCUAUGCAAAGUUUGUGAAGGAACGGCUGGAGAUAGAGCAAAACUAUGCAAAACAGUUGAGGAGCCUGGUGAAGAAGUACUGCCCUAAGCGCGCCAAAGAUGAUGAGCCCAGAUUUACGACAUGCCUGUCAUUCUACUCCAUCUUGAACGAGCUGAACGACUACGCGGGUCAGCGAGAGGUCGUUGCCGAGGAGAUGGGCCACAGGGUGUAUGGCGAGCUGAUGAGAUACUCACAGGACCUGAAAGCUGAGAGGAAACAUCACCUCCAGGAGGGACGGAAGACCCAGCAGUAUUUGGAGCAAUGCUUCAAACAGAUGGACAAUAGCAAGAAGAAGUUUGAACGCGAGUGCCGAGAAGCAGAGAAGUCCCAGAUUCUCUUUGAGAGGUUAGACAACGACAUCAAUGCCACGAAGUCCGAGGUGGAAAAGGCCAAGUCCCAGCUGUAUAUGAGAACCCACAUGGCAGAUGAGAGUAAGAAUGAGUAUGCAGCUCAGCUGCAAAACUUCAACGCAGAACAGUGGAAGCACUUCCAUGUGGCCAUCCCACAGAUCUUCAAGAAUCUGCAGGACAUGGAUGAGCGCCGGACGGUGAAACUGGGAGAGACGUACCGGAGCUUUGCCGAGGUGGAGAGGAAAGUCAUCCCGAUCAUUUCCAAGUGCUUAGAGGGCAUGGUGAUCGCCGCCAAAAACGUCGAUGAGCGCAAGGACACAUUAAUCGUGGUGGAGUCAUUUAAGUCUGGGUUCGAGCCACCGACUGACUUUCCCUUCGAGGACUUCAGUCAGAACAUCCAGCGCACAGGGUCAGACGGCACCAUCGGCACUCCUAAAAACGACCCAGGCAAACCUGACCCCAAACACGCGUUAGGAAAAACCAAGAACAAACUCUGGUUGUUUGGGAAAAAGCCCAAGGCUCCAAACCUCGAGGAUCUCAGCCACCUGCCUCCAGAACAGAGACGCAAGAAACUUCAACAGAGGAUUGACGAGCUCAGCAGAGAACUGCAGAAAGAAAUGGACCAAAGAGAUGCAUUAAAUAAAAUGAAGGACGUCUAUGAGAAGAAUCCUCAGAUGGGUGACCCGGGGAGUCUCCAGCCCAAGAUCUCUGAGACCAUAUGCAACAUGGAGAAGCUGCGCUCUGAGAUACACAAAAAUGAGACAUGGCUGGCAGAAGUGGAGGGGAAACAGAGUUCCCGUAGCGAACGGAGGUCCAGUUCAGAUGUGAAUCAUCACGCACCGCAUGGCAGAGAGAGUCCUGAAGGCAGUUACACAGAUGAUCCCAACCAGGAGCACCGGGCCCCCCGUCAACCCGACCAGCACGAGUUUGACGAUGAAUUUGAAGAUGAUGAUCCCCUUCCUGCAAUCGGCCACUGCAAAGCACUCUACUCUUUUGAUGGCACUAAUGAGGGCACGUUGGUGAUGAAGGAGGAUGAGGUGCUGUAUGUUAUCGAGGAGGAUAAAGGUGAUGGCUGGACGCGAGCUCGUAAGCAGAGUGGCGAGGAGGGCUACGUUCCUACCUCCUACGUGGAGAUCACGCUGGAGAAGCACAGCAAAGGUGCGGUCACCUAUAUUUGAGCUGAUGUGAAGCAUGGUCGCCCAGCCAUGCUUGUCAUGUUGACUCUUGGCAUCGGCAGCUCCAUAGCCUGCAUCACACCCUGUUCACUGUGUGAGCCUAUGGACAAACACACAAAUAUACACACACUGGGUAAAGUAACCCUGACGUUGUAUACUUCAGUGGCAGGUUACUUUCCUUUUCACAUUUCAGAUUUUAUUCGCCGUUCUCGGUUCUGAAUAGAAGUUUUCCACUCGGACUAUUAUCUUUGUCAGUCCUAUAAAGUGACCUUUUGUCUUAUGCAAUAGGAUAAACAGAUUGCAUCUUAAUGAACAAUACCUUAUUUUCAGUAAGUAUUACUGAUUAAUGUACCUUGAAGUGUUUCAGGUGCCACCUUCCUUGCCAUCUAUGCGCAAGCUCAGGCCUUUAGAAGUUCAAAUCAUUGAGCAACGCGGAUGUUGAGCGCACAAACUUGGAGCGUUUGUAUGGGCUGUAUAACGUACACCAGCUUGACGCAUGUGACUUCUCAGUCCUAUCCUGUGAUUCCUGGCCAAAUUUGUAUAAUCCACUUUUAUGUGCUGCAUCGCUAAACUUCAAAUCGUUAUCCAUCCAUCCAUCUUCUAUACCGCUUAAUCCUUUUCAGGGUCACAGGGAAACCUGGAACCUAUCCCAGGGAGCAUCGGGCACGAGGCGGGGUACACCCUGGACAGGGUGCCAAUCCAUCGCAGGGCACAAUCACAUACGCAUUCACACACCCAUUCAUACACUACGGACACACUGGACAUGCCAGUCAGCCUAUCAUGCAUGUGUUUGGACUGGGGGAGGAAUUCAAAUUGUAAUAUGAUAAAUAAAUUUUUAAAAAAAGCUCAGGAUCUGCAGUAUAUCUGUGUUAGUCUGCACGUAGGCCCUCGGUCCUCUCUGGUCGUGUUUUUUGUGAGUGACGGUGCUUUCUUUCCUCUCUCUGUGGCUACAGGUUCCUGAGUGGAUGAGUGGGGGCUCUGUGGUGUUGGUGGAAGGGACACGCUGCUCUGGGUCUAUUAGUAGGUAGUGCAGGGGCUUUUAGCUGAAAGAGACAGGAACAGAGAGAAGCAAGCAGAUCGCAUGUUUGCAUGCCGUCUCUCGUUUCCAUUAACAUCAUUUCGAUUCAGCAGAAGCUUGUGACAUAGAUGUGGUAGAAGAUUUGGGGGAGAGGGAUGGAAUAGGGUGGGGGUGUAAAGUGAGGAAUCAGCUGCAUGGUAGAAAAGAGUAGGAAACCCAAAGAGCUGAUCUAAUCUGAUGCAUUUAUCCUAGACUGUGCCUGACCCUAACAUUUCGCCUUGUUGCACUCCUCCAUUCCAGCGCUGUCAUAGGGAUCUAUUUUUUUCCUAUGUCAUCCCUUUUUGCUUGCCUUAACAUGCAUGACGUGAACAUGUCACUCCCUCUCUCAGGGCUGAGCCGUCAGCUCGUGGUAGGAUGUAACCACUUCUAAUCCUUCAUCACCCCAUUUCUGUGAUGUCUUUUUAUAUCAUUAUUGCAUUUUUGAAAUUUUUUUUUUUACCCCCCAUUUUGACUGUAUCCAUCAACAAUAACACAUCCAUCAUGAAUGCUAAGUAUAGCACGAAUGAACCAGAGUAGACACAGGACAGGACCACAGCAGCCCUAUCACCAAUCACCAACGUAAUUAUAACCAACUGGUAGUUCUCACUCAGUGUGUGCUGUGGAUCAAAAAUACCACCUUGGACCAAUAGAGGGUGACUCAUCAUCAUAUAAAACGCACCAAAGCCUGGAUGUGCGAGAAAUGCAGCGGACACUCCAACCUUCCUUCCAGCCAAUCCUACACCUUUUAUUCUCCCUUCCAGCUCUCAAUAUCCUGCUUGAGGAACCCGGUUUUUCAAAUAAGCCUUCGCAUUAUCCAAAAGUGUCUGCGUUAUUCCUUCCGUGUGUACGUUUGUGAAUGUGUCAUGCAUAUCUUAAAACAAUGUGUACGCAUACGAAUAUAUCUGUGCAUACAGUAUGUAUAUACCUAGUUAGGUUUUAUUACUGAUUUGUAAGUAUUAACAACUUUUAUUUCAUACUGAAUGUGUUUUUACCAUGUCUUUUUUAUAGGGUUUUUUAAUCGUGCGAAUGAUUUUUUCGCUUCUUCGACUCGUGCUGUUUUCUCUUUGUAAUCAGUGCUUCUUUUAGAGUCUGAACACUAUACUUGCAUAGGACCCUGAUCUUAACCGAUGCACUUUUGACCCUAUUUCAUUUAAAUUCGAAUUGAACGGAUGAAUGAUGUUGGCUGUGACUGCUACUUUUUUGUAUAAAUAUAUUGUACAGUAAGACAACAGUGACCACUGUCUACUGGGGUGUUUGAUCAAGAGUGAGAGCAAAAAGGAAAUAAAUGCUGAAGUCCCUUUGUCUCA
Messenger RNA from Ictalurus punctatus (channel catfish), 4200 nucleotides. RefSeq names its product formin binding protein 1-like (gene fnbp1l). The transcript has 14 exons. The coding region runs from base 193 to 1839 and encodes 548 amino acids. Gene Ontology annotation, biological process: signal transduction. The record is from RefSeq and is a predicted model, not a curated record. NCBI's taxonomy places the organism in Eukaryota, Metazoa, Chordata, Actinopteri, Siluriformes, Ictaluridae. Gene Ontology annotation, molecular function: protein binding.